CUGCUGCUCUGCUCAACAUUACUCCUGUAGAACUCGUCAGGCAUGCGGACUUUUCUGGGGGAAAUAUCAAGGAAGAGUUACAUUGCUUCUGUUCAGAACCUUACAGACAUUUGGAUAAGUUUGCAGAUUGACAACUAAAACACAAACGGGACUCAGAGACUCAGUAGAUUGAUCAAACCUGUGAAAGUGAAAGUACAGAUUGUCAACCAGUCAUAACCAGAGGGAAACUUUUACUUGGAUUGCAUUUAUUCUUUGAAAAUGGCCUCUAAACUAGAAGAGGAGAUAUCUUGUCCUGUGUGCACGGAGAUCUUCAAGGAUCCUGUCAUCCUGACCUGUAGUCACAGUGUGUGUAGAGUCUGUCUGCAGCAGUUCUGGGACACCAAAGGAUCCAGAGAAUGUCCGGUCUGCAGGAAUACAUCGCUGAAAGAUUCUCCCCUCCCAAAUCUGACUUUAAAGAACCUCUGUGAGGUUUACUUACAAGAGAGAGAUCAUACGGACGCACUCUGCAAAGAGCACAAAAGAAAACUGGAGCUCUUCUGCCAAGACGACAAACAGCUUGUGUGCCUGCUGUGUCUGUGCUCAAAAUUACACAAACAUCACAACUUCAGUCCUACUGUGGAAGCUGCCUGUGAGAUGAAGGAGGAGCUCAAGAACAAGCUGCAGCCUCUACAGGAGAAGCUGGAGGAGUUUGAGGAAGCUAAAGUGACCUGUGAUGAAACAGCUGAGUAUAUUAAGACUCAAGCCCAGAACACAGAAAAGCAGAUCAAGGAGGAGUUUGAGAAGCUUCACCAGUUUCUACAAGAUGAAGAGGCAGCCAGGAUUGCUGCACUGAGGGAGGAAGAGGAGCAGAAGAGUCAGAUGAUGAAGGAGAAGAUUGAGAAGAUGAGCAGAGAGAUCUCAUCUCUUUCAGACUCAAUCAGAGACAUAGAAGAGAAGAUGGGAGCUGAUGACAUCACAUUCCUGCAGAACUACAAGAGCACAGUGGAAAGAGCCCAGUGCACACUGCAGGAUCCAGAGAGGGUUUCAGGAGCUCUGAUCAAUGUGGCAAAGCACCUGGGCAACCUGAAGUUCAGAGUCUGGGAGAAGAUGCAGGAGAUUGUUCAGUACACUCCUGUGACUCUGGAUCCCAACACUGCACACCCAAUACUCAUCCUGUCUGAGGAUCUGACCAGUGUGAGAUGGGGUGAUGAGAAGCAGCGGCUUCCUGAUAACCCAGAGAGAUUUGAUCACUUUGCCAGUGUCCUGGGCUCUGAGGGCUUUAACUCAGGGACUCACUGCUGGGAUGUGGAGGUUGGAGAGAGCACAUGGUGGGAGGUGGGUGUGAUGGCAGAGUCGGCCCAGAGGAAGGGAGAGUAUGAUGAUGUGAGUGGAGAGUGGUGUGUGUGGUAUAAAGAUGGUAAAUAUAGAGCACGUGCUCCAGCACAGCCCUCCACUCUCCUCACAGUGCAGCAGAAACUCCAGAGGAUCAGAGUGCAGCUGGACUGGGACAGAGGAGAGCUGUCAUUCUCUGACCCUGAUAACAACACACACCUACACACUCUCACACACACUUUCACUGAGAGAGUGUUUCCAUACUUUAAUGGUGGUAGGGCGUCUCCUCUGAGUAUUGUAGCAGUGAAGGCCUCUGUGUCAGUAGAGCAGCCCAGUUAGAGCAGAAACUGUCUCUGUCUGAACAAGAGCCCACAUGCAGAGAUGGAUGGAGACAUGUGGGGUUCAGUCAUGAGUCACUCACACAGUAACUGCAGUCAAUCUGAUAUCUGACCUGUGAGGCAUCGUUUUCUGGCUACUUUAAUUUAGUUCAGAAUUGAAUUGUCUGAUGUUCUAUGUUGAGUAUCCUCUAAAAUAAGAUGCCAUUUAUUACACUAUCCUGGUAUUUCUACAUUGCCCAUGUCUCUAUACAAGCACAUAAAAAAAAUAAAAAAAAUCAGUUCAAUAAAUCAUGUGGACAUUU
This is a messenger RNA of Alosa sapidissima (American shad), 1951 nucleotides long. RefSeq names its product zinc-binding protein A33-like. Gene Ontology annotation, molecular function: zinc ion binding; protein binding. Bases 259 to 1650 code for a protein of 463 amino acids. The transcript has 6 exons. The record is from RefSeq and is a predicted model, not a curated record. NCBI's taxonomy places the organism in Eukaryota, Metazoa, Chordata, Actinopteri, Clupeiformes, Clupeidae.